This is a messenger RNA of Penaeus chinensis, 2382 nucleotides long. Its product is annotated as phospholipase ABHD3-like. The record is from RefSeq and is a predicted model, not a curated record. Bases 186 to 1412 code for a protein of 408 amino acids. NCBI's taxonomy places the organism in Eukaryota, Metazoa, Arthropoda, Malacostraca, Decapoda, Penaeidae. Gene Ontology annotation, molecular function: monoacylglycerol lipase activity; acetylesterase activity. Gene Ontology annotation, biological process: medium-chain fatty acid biosynthetic process; medium-chain fatty acid catabolic process. The transcript has 8 exons.
AAGAGACACAAGACACAAGAGAACAUAGCGAAAAGAGAAGGGACAACCCCCCCCCAAAAAAAAAAAAAAUAAAAAAAUAAAAAUCAAAAGGUAGCCUAAAAGCGAAAAAAGAAGAAAGCGAACCACGAAGAGAGAGGACAAGAGGAAAGCGAAAAGAGAGGAGAAAAGACACACACACACGUCAGAUGGAGUGGCUGUAUAGUGAUUGCCCGAGGGUAGUCCUCGGCAUCACUAUCGGCGCUGGCUUCUUGAUCUACUAUCUGGUCGAGGCCGUGAAGCGCCCCCUGUUGGCUUCCCGGGACAGCGCCUGGAGGGACUUCCUGGAGGAGAACCUGGUCAUCCUACAGGAGAGGUACUGGCCGACUCCCUGGUGCCUGGAAUCCCGCCUUCAGACAGUCCUGGCGUCGAUCCUGCGGUACAGACUGCUUCCCCGUGUCACCUACAGAAAAGAGGUGCUACAGUUGAGAGACGGAGGCCAGGUCUGCCUCGACUGGCUGGACGGCGCGGGGGGGGCCUCUUCCCCCAUCAUCCUUAUCCUGCCGGGGCUGACGGGGUCCUCGCAGAGCGACUACAUCAAGGGGCUCGUCCUGACGGGGAGCAAGACCGGUGCCCGCUGCGUCGUGCUCAACUACAGGGGCACGGCGGGUAUCGAGCUCAAGACGACCAGGACCUACUGCGCGGCCAACAGCGACGACCUGGAGGAGGCCCUACAGCACCUGAGGACGACCUACCCGAACGUCCCCCUCAUAGCAGCUGGAGUGUCACUUGGGGCGUCAAUCAUAGGGAACUACCUAACGACUCGGGGAGAGCAGGCGAGUGAAUUUCUGGUGGCAGCGGUGGUAUUCUCAACACCUUGGAACAUGCAGUUAGGGGUGAAGAGCAUGGAGAGGCCGCUCUGUAACCUGCUGUUAAAUAGGUACCUAGUGGCAUGUCUUUGUGGCUUAGUGAGCAGCAUGAGUUAUCAGCUAGCUGGCGAUCACAAGUGGAAUUAUGAUCAUGUCAUGAAGAGCAAGAGCUUUCGAGAGUUCGACUCCCGCUUCACCGCCAUGCAGUUCGGGUUCCGUGACGCCGAGGAUUAUUACAAGACCUCCUCCCUCCACGAGAAGCUCGACGACAUCCGGGUUCCUCUCCUCUGCCUGAACGCGGCUGACGAUCCUUUCCAGCCUAUGGAAGGUGUCCCAGUGGAAGCAGCGAAGAGGUCGAGUCACGUGGCCCUCGUCGUGACGGCGAGAGGCGGCCAUAUUGGUUUCAUGGAGGGAUUCCUACCCACUUGUACCUACUACAGCGACCGCCUUUUCCUCCAAGUGGUGAACGGCAUUUUCGCCAAUCUGGACAAGAUGGCUGCUAUUAAGAAGGAAGCUAACGAUUUCGCGAGUUGCAAAGCGGUCGAAUCGACUUCCAAAUCAUCUUAGGGGAUACGAGCGCUGUGCAUUUUUGUUUUUUGUCUCUUUCAUAUUUUUUCCCCUUCUUAUCAUGUCUCUCGCUGUCAUUUCGCUGGAAGAGAUGAUCACCCCGAUAGCAAGAGAGCUUAUUAUGGUAGGAAAGAUUAUACGGGUAGCAAAGGUUUGCGUAUUUAGAUAUUUCAUUCCUUUUUUUUUUAUAUAUAUAGAGGGUAUUCCUGUUCUCUCUGUAGUGUAAGUCAUCUUGCGAUUUCUUUGUGUUUACGAAGUCAUUACAGAAACAACGUAGGUCAUUACGAAGAUGACCUUAGUGAAGAGAAUCCCAAUAGUGAUAUUCAACUCAACAAAUGACUGAUUUAUUUCGAAACUAUAAACAAAUGUUCAAUUGAGCAAUAAAGCCUAAUCUUGCAAUUAAGACGCAUGUAGUGAGGGGGAAUUUUACAAUUUUUGAGUAUAAUUAAAUGUGGACGGAAUUAUUAAUUGAUAGCCAAGCAUGACUUGCUUUCCCAAAAGAAAAACUGAAUGGGUCAAGUAGUCUGGUCGCUUUUAAUUACCAAUCUUCGGUGUAUUUUCGAAGGCUAAGUAUACAUUUUCAUGAUGUUAUUAGUACAAAAUAUAGACAUACAAACUGCUUACAAGGGAUAUCUGAUCAUACGAUCAUACCGAAAGUAUCUCUUACAGAUAUUUUACAAAAAGACAACAACAAAAAAAUCCCCUUGAAGAAAGAAAGAAAAAAAGACAAUUAUAUACAUAUAUAUACAUAUACAUAUACACACAUACAUAUACAUAAAUCCGAACCAUACAUGAUUACAUCAAUCCAGACAUGAUAAACAUCAGUUCAUACAUGAUAAUAUUUACCAUUUAUUCUGGUGAACAACGGAUUGGGUUACAGCACAAGUUUGCCGUGUUGCAUAGCUCAUAUAGUCGAUUUAUCAAUAUUACUUGUAAUGUUUAUCAGUAUCAUUGUAGUUAAUAUUAUUAU